Eublepharis macularius is the source of this 1255-nucleotide messenger RNA. RefSeq names its product thyroid transcription factor 1-like. Gene Ontology annotation, biological process: cell differentiation; regulation of transcription by RNA polymerase II. Gene Ontology annotation, cellular component: nucleus. The transcript has 2 exons. Lineage: Eukaryota; Metazoa; Chordata; Lepidosauria; Squamata; Eublepharidae. The record is from RefSeq and is a predicted model, not a curated record. Gene Ontology annotation, molecular function: RNA polymerase II cis-regulatory region sequence-specific DNA binding; DNA-binding transcription factor activity, RNA polymerase II-specific. Bases 55 to 861 code for a protein of 268 amino acids.
AGUGGGACAGAAGAGUGAAAAGCCUCAAAGCCUUCCCUUCUAAAGCAGGGCCCCAUGGAAGACCUCAAAGGGUUUGCCAUGGAGACGUUGGAAGAGGUGGCCCAGUUUAUGCCGAGCACCCACCAGCCUGGCUUGGGGAGCUCGCGGUUUUCCAUUGCCCACUGCUUUCCUCAGAAUACGAUGAUGGGGUGCUACCCAGGACCGUUCCCCAGCCCUGUGGACCUCCCUGCCUACCCUCAGGAGAACUUCAGGAACGGGGUGACCCAUGGAGAGUGGUACGCCGGGACAUCGGAAGGACCCUACCCAUCGAUCUCCAGGUACAUGGGGCCACUGGGGUUUACUGUGCCCGGAGCCGACUGCCUGGGCUACCUCGGCGAUAUGGCUAAAUCCUCCCCUUUCCUCAUGGCGAACCCCUCCAAACGGAAGCGGCGAGUCCUGUUCUCCCGGGCCCAGGUGCACGAGCUAGAGAAGAGGUUCGAGUUGCAGAAAUACUUGACCGCCCUCGAGCGCGAACACCUGGCCAACAUCACCCACCUCACCCCCAACCAGGUGAAGAUCUGGUUCCAGAACCAUCGCUACAAGAUGAAGAAGCAAGCCAAGCAUCAAAACUCAAAGGCCAGCGCGGGGCAGGAAGCUCACCAGCCCUGUGACAGUAGCGUGGUGGCUCAGCAAGGCGACUACGGCUUUGCCAGCUCCCAGAUGGAGGAGAAGUCCUUGGCGGGGGCUCCUUAUCAUCUGCCCGGACUCAUGCAAAGCAGCUUCAUCAGCCAGAGUUUAUCUUUGAGCCCUGCUUCCAGUGCCGACUCACAGCCCAGCAUAAAAGCAUCGGAAAACGGGCUUGUGUUUGGCAAGCCGUGGUAGCCUAUAUAAGGGACGACAUCAACGUAAGAACGUAACAAGAGCCCUGCUGGGUCAAACUAGCAGUCCAUCUAGUCCAGCACUCUGCCUCACUGCCAGUUACUCUGGAGGGCCAACAACAGGCCCAGAGGCUGGGAUCUUCCUCUGAUGUGGCCCUCCUGGCACUGGAUUUCAGCAUUUACUGCCUCUGAAUCCCUUCAGUCACUCACCAGGGUUGGUAGCCACCGAUAGACCUGUCCUCAAUGCAUCUGUCUAAUCCCUUUUAAACAGGGCUUUUUUUCUGGGAAAAGAGGUGGUGGAACUCAGUGGUGGAACUCAAGACCGCACAAUGACGUUACUUCAGGUCAGCUGGAACAAGGGGGGAGUUUUUUAAAGUUUAAAUUGCCCUCGGCGAAAA